AUGAUGAACAUGAACUCCUCUCAGGUGUCAUAUUUCACGCUGGCGGCCUACGUUGACACGGGGCCCCUGCGUCUGGUGUUUGUGGCGGGGGUCGCGUGCGUGUACGCGGUGACCGUGGCAGCGAACGUGUGUGUGAUCGUGGUCAUCUGCGUGAACAGAAGCUUACAUGAACCUAUGUACCUUUUCCUGGUCAGCCUGUGUGUGAAUGAGCUGUAUGGUAGUUCAGGGUUGUUUCCCUUCCUGCUGCUUCAGAUCCUCUCUGACCUUCACACCGUUUCUGCUGCAGCUUGUUUCCUGCAGAUCUUCUGUCUGUAUUCGUACUGUGCUGUGGAGUAUUUGAACUUGGCCGUCAUGUCUUACGAUCGGUACCUGGCCGUCUGUCGUCCUCUGCGGUAUAACUCGCAGAUGUCUUUUAACAAAAUCGCCGCGCUGAUCGCCGUCACCUGGAUUUACCCUUUGCUGCUCUGUGUUGUGAUGACGUCCCUGAGCGCCUCGCUGCAGCUCUGCGGGACGAUAAUCCACAAAGUUUACUGCGACAACUACUCCAUCGUGAAGCUGGCGUGCUCCGACAUCACGGCCAUCAACAUCUACGGACUCUUAAUCACCUCCCUCUCACUGUUUUGUCCUCUUUCUCUCAUUCUUUACUCGUACACGAAAAUCCUCAGAGUCUGUUUUUUGGGCUCCAGACAGACGAGGCAGAAAGCCGUGAGCACCUGCACGCCUCACCUCGCCUCGCUGCUCAACUUCUCCGUCGGCUCUUUCUUUGAGAUUUUACAGAGCAGGUUUGACAUGAGCGGCGUGCCCAACGUGCUGCGGAUACUUCUGUCGUUAUACUGUCUCGCCUGCCAGCCGCUCUUUAACCCUUUACUGUACGGACUCAGGAUGUCCAAAGUCCGCAUCAGAUUCAAAAGUCUUGUCUUUGCUAAAAUGUAG
Molecule: messenger RNA, 933 nt
Organism: Plectropomus leopardus (leopard coralgrouper)
Lineage: Eukaryota; Metazoa; Chordata; Actinopteri; Perciformes; Serranidae
Product: olfactory receptor 6E1-like
Biological process (GO): G protein-coupled receptor signaling pathway; detection of chemical stimulus involved in sensory perception of smell
Cellular component (GO): membrane
Molecular function (GO): odorant binding; olfactory receptor activity; G protein-coupled receptor activity
Source: RefSeq, a predicted model, not a curated record